AUGAACGGGGUGUGGCAGAGGGCCGUAGAGGCGGCCCUAGAAGAGCAGGCGGACCCCAAAGCGCCGCCGACGACGCUUACCCUAGAUGGGGCUGUGAAGUGCCUCCACGGGUGGCUACCGUCGCCGCGAUUGCUGGAGAAGUUCCAGAGCCUGGAGCACCUUUCGAUCGCCAACGUGGGGGUCUCGUCCCUCGAGAACUUCCCGCGGCUGAGGAACUUGCAGCGUCUGAUCCUGUCGGACAAUAGGAUAGCGGGAGGACUGGAGUUCUUGGUGCGCGCUGGGCUGAAUUCCCUCCGAGACUUGGACCUCUCCAACAAUAGGAUUCAGUUUCUCCAGGAUCUUGCCCCGCUGGCGCAGCUUCGUCUGGUGUCCCUCGACCUGUACGAGUGCCCUGUCACAAGGAUCAAGGAUUACCGUUCGGAGGUGUUUGGGAUGAUUCGGUCAUUGAAAUAUCUGGAUAAGGUGGACGCAGACGACAACGAGCGACCGGAGACUGACGACGAGGAGGAAGACGACGAAGACGAGGAAGAUGAGGAGGAUCCAGGCAGCGGGGAGAUCGACGGGGAAGAUCGGACGCGGAAGCCCACCAAUGGUACUGGCCACGUAACUGAACGGGAGGAAAUCGUUGAUGUAGAUGAAGACGAAGAGGGUGAUGCCGAUGAGGAAGAGGUCGAGACCGGAGCGAGAUCAGAUGCCAGCGGAUCAGGUCGAGACAUACACCAUCUAUCGAAUGGAUUCCGGGUUGCGGCGUCGGUUUCAGGGCGCAAUGAGGACGAGGAAUCCGAUGAUUCGGAAGCCGAAGAUGAAGAGUACACAGAGGACUAUGAUGACGAGGAAGACUUAGGUGAAGAGAUCCAUGAGGAGGAAGGCGGAGAUGAUGGCGUACCGGUAAUCCAUGAGAUUGAUGACAGUGAAGACGAAGAUGGGAUUGAAGAAGAUGAGGACGUGGAAGAGGUAGAUGCAGAAGAUGACUAUGAUCAACAUCCAGGGAGUACCAGUAAGUUUUCGCCUGGAGUGGGAGAUAAUAAUGACCACGAACAAAGCCAAUGGAUUGAGCGUGGGCAGACUGGGAGAGGGGAUGACCACUUUGUUGAAGAUGAAGGGGAGUCCGAGGACGAGUACGACGAAGAUGAGGUCAGUUAUCAUUUCGAAUUAGCUUGGUUAUUUUUCGCAGAAUUCCCAAAAGAAAUUCUUUUUCCCUCGUUAGUAGCAAGAAUAUCACUCGGCCUAUCAUCUAUUUAUCAUGCGUGUUCUCUUACUUCAUAUGUAAUUAAGCAGAUUUACUUCCGGUACAAGUUUCAUCUCAUUCUUUUGCCCAUUGUGUUGUUCCUUUCAGAGGUUCAAUGGCCCAUGAGUCUGUAAAUUUCCGGGCAUGGUUGAUUUUUAUUGCUACUUUAUCUCUUUCUCUGUAUUGGCAGUUCUUAUGAGGAUCCGUUGUUUGUAAUAGAAAUCAUUAAUUUUUGUACUCUGCCAAGAACAGAAUCUUCUGCAUAAGAGCUCUGCAGGAAGAAAUUGUAAAGCUAAAAUCAACUUUUUAGUUGGUUUUUUGUUACUGCGGAUAAGCAACUCUUUUCGAGCUCUCACGGUUCAGUUCCUGAUGUUUUACCUAUUUUCAGGAUCACCACAUCAAUAAAUCCGAGAACUUUUGUGUGUCAAGAUUCCCUUUUAGAUCAUUGUUAGUUUUAAAUUGCUUAUCUAUCUUGGGAAUUCCAUAGAAUAACUUUCUGCUGCUGUUGGGGCGGACGCUACCCUGUCUGUUGUGAAUAUGUUUCAUGUUUCUGUUCUAACAUGCUUUAUUAAAAGACCCGAGAGAAACUCAACCUCGGGCUCAUUCCUGACUUCUGUUGGUCCUCGGUAUUAUCCCUCCAAAAGGAGGAGGAAGCUAAUUUCAACUUUUUUUUUUUUAUCAUGCCUACUUCUAGAGAAGAUCAAAGAGAAAUUGAUUCGGCAGUUUUUGAUCAUACUUGUUGGUCCUUUGCUUCGGUUUUAAGAACUCCUUUUGAAAGUUUGCCUUAAUGGAAUUAUAUUUUACUAUUUUUCUUAGAAAUCUGUUCAGUGGUUUGCGAUAUGGGAUAGUCCUCUACUGAAAAGUUCCAACCCUGAGUGGGCACCUCGUGGAGAUGCCCUUUUUUGAUAUUUUUUUAAUCUUGCAGCAGUAUGGUGCUAUGAAUUUUAUUUUCCCUAGCUCGCACCGUAUGAUCGAUGGGUUUCUGAUUCCUGUUGGUAAUGAAGCAUGAAGUGUUUCCAUUUAUUAUGUUUACUCUGUGUGUGUGUGUGUGUGUGAGAGAGAGAGAGAGAGAGAGAGAGAGAGAGAGAGAGAGAGAGCUGAAUGGUCGUUCUUCUUCCUUGUUUCCUAGAAGCAGCGAUCUCGUGGUGAUUUUGUUCUGAUUAUUCCUCAUCUUUUAUCGGGUGAUCGAUCUCAGGGGCUGGACGAGUACCUGGUUCAGCCAAUCGACCAAGCCGAGGAUGCUGUUAGAGGGGGCGAUCUGGAAGCUGGCGACGAAGAGAACAGCGAACAGGAGGAGGCGGACGAUGAUGGAGAUAUCCGGCGAGAAGCCCCCGGCAAGAGGAGUAGGGACGAGGAUAAUACUCUCGGCGGCGGCUCUGUGGAGGACUCGAGGUUGCCCAAGCGUCGCUGA
This is a messenger RNA of Spirodela intermedia, 2639 nucleotides long. The record is from the annotation of a GenBank genome assembly. Lineage: Eukaryota; Viridiplantae; Streptophyta; Magnoliopsida; Alismatales; Araceae.